Alligator mississippiensis (American alligator) is the source of this 516-nucleotide messenger RNA. RefSeq names its product goosecoid homeobox 2 (gene GSC2). Gene Ontology annotation, cellular component: nucleus. The transcript has 4 exons. The coding region runs from base 1 to 516 and encodes 171 amino acids. The record is from RefSeq and is a predicted model, not a curated record. NCBI's taxonomy places the organism in Eukaryota, Metazoa, Chordata, Crocodylia, Alligatoridae. Gene Ontology annotation, biological process: regulation of transcription by RNA polymerase II. Gene Ontology annotation, molecular function: RNA polymerase II cis-regulatory region sequence-specific DNA binding; DNA-binding transcription factor activity, RNA polymerase II-specific.
AUGUCUUCAGAAGCAUCGCUGGACGUGGACCUCAGCAGGAGAGGCCUGAAGAAGCAAUGCUCCUUCACCAUCGACAACAUUCUCUCCAGCCCGCGGGAGAGAAAUCCUCAGGUUCUGGUGCCGUUCUGCCUCCGGGGUAUCUUGGACUCCCCACCUCAAGGCAAGAAUGCCUUCAUUUCAGCCAAGGUAGCUGAACCUGACCUGAACCAAACCUGUAAAAACCCUCGGGGGAGCCAAAGCGAGCUGCAGACCUUCCAUCAGAUCCAGAGGCGGACCCGGCGGCACCGGACUAUCUUCACAGAGGAUCAGCUCCAGGCCCUGGAGGCUCUUUUCCACCAGAACCAGUACCCGGACGUCAUCACCAGGGAGCACCUUGCAAAUCGCAUCCACUUGAAGGAGGAGAGAGUAGAGGUUUGGUUUAAAAAUCGACGGGCCAAGUGGCGGCAUCAGAAGAGAGCUUCUGCAUCAGCACUCAUCCUUCAAGGCACCAAGAAGCCACCUGAGGAGAGCUGCUAA